Molecule: messenger RNA, 1275 nt
Organism: Microthlaspi erraticum
Lineage: Eukaryota; Viridiplantae; Streptophyta; Magnoliopsida; Brassicales; Brassicaceae
Source: the annotation of a GenBank genome assembly
AUGCAAGCCGCUUCGUCGUGUGAUCUCAAGUUCCGAUCAACAAAUCCGACGGCUAAGACCGCGCGUUUCUCCCACUCUCUUCCGAAGCGCGUGUCUGUUCAGUGCGGUUACAGGUCUGAGUCGUUUAGCUUCCCCAACGGCGUCUCCGUGAGCCGAGCCGAUUGGCAAAGCUCAUGCGCCAUUUUAUCCAGCAAAGUCGAUUCUCUUGAAGAUCCCGGCGGUUUGGCCAGCAAAAUCGCCGUCGUUAACGGUCACUCAAACGGAUCCGUUAAUCUCGGUCUCGUUCCCGUCGAGAAGACCAGCGGAAAAUUGGCGCCAGUUCAGCCUUUGACGAUUACAGAUCUAUCCCCGGCGCCGUUGCACGGAUCUAGCCUCCGUGUAGCUUAUCAAGGAGUUCCCGGUGCGUACUCUGAGGCAGCCGCCGGAAAAGCGUAUCCAAAUUGUGAAGCCAUUCCGUGUGACCAAUUCGACGUCGCUUUUCAGGCGGUGGAGCUAUGGAUCGCCGAUCGAGCCGUUCUUCCCGUGGAGAACUCACUCGGCGGUUCGAUUCACCGGAAUUACGAUCUCCUCCUCCGUCACCGUCUCCACAUCGUCGGCGAAGUUCAGAUUCCGGUACACCAUUGCCUCCUCGCGCUCCCUGGAGUCCGUACGGACUGCGUUUCGCGCGUAAUUUCUCACCCGCAGGCACUGGCCCAGACGGAGAGCUCCUUAGACAGACUCACACCACGCGCGGCGCGUGAGGCUUUCCACGACACGGCUGCUGCGGCAGAGUACAUAGCAGCUAACAACCUCCACGACACGGCGGCUGUGGCGAGCGCACGAGCGGCGGAGCUCUACAACCUCCAGAUUUUAGCUGACGGGAUCCAAGACGAUCCCGGAAACGUCACGCGCUUCUUAAUGCUAGCGCGUGAGCCGAUAAUCCCGCGCACUGACCGGCCGUUCAAGACGAGCAUCGUCUUCGCCGCGCAGGAGCACAAAGGAACCAGCGUCCUCUUCAAAGUCCUCUCGGCCUUCGCUUUCAGAAACAUCAGCCUGACCAAGAUCGAAUCACGGCCGCACCACAACCGUCCGCUCAGAGUGGUUGGCGACGGGAGCUUCGGGACGGCUAAGAACUUCGAGUACAUGUUUUACGUCGAUUUCGAGGCCUCGAUGGCGGAGGCGCGUGCACAGAACGCGCUUGCGGAGGUUCAAGAGUACACGUCGUUCCUGAGAGUGCUGGGAAGUUACCCCAUGGAUAUGACGCCAUGGUCCAUGUCACCCACCGAAGACGCAUGA